GAUCACGAAAGAAGUAUACCAUAUGAAGAUCACGAAAUUUUCUUCAUGUAUUAUAAUCAACUUGCAACAGAUGGCGCACAGUUCACUAAACUAAUGAUAAUGUAUAACCAUAACCUAAAACGGCUGAAAUCGCCUAUUAGUUAGUUUUGUCAAUAAAAAAAAAGUACUUGUACUAUGGAGAUGUAUGAAUGAAGAUGUACUUGUGUGACUUAAUUAUUUCUCUGUGUGAUACUUUAUAUAAUAUACUCAAAAUUAAUACCAUUUAUAUGGAACGUCAAAGAAGAUCGGAUCAUCACGCAGAUAGUUUGCAACUUGUGUAAGACUGAAGGACUGAAUAGAGGCGGAGUUUGCAACAAUUUCGACUUUCGUUUGGAAUUAUUAUUCCUUAAGCACACAGGAACUUCUAUACAGAUGCAAGUGCACAGAAUGCCUCUACAUGAAGCUCUGUACAUGAAGUGAUAGUCCCAUCUAAUAUUUCAGUAUUUUCAAAAGAAUACUCCAAUUUGCAAUUAUGGAAACGUCGGACAGAUCAACAAAGCCUGCUAAGGUCGCCGAGGAAAGCGAAAGUUGUGACGAGAGUGUCAAAGGCUAUGUAGAGCCUAGAUUCGAGUGUCCCAUUUGUCUAACAUGGCUGCGCGAUCCAAUUUUAACAUCCUGUGGCCAUAAGUUUUGCUCACAGUGCAUUUACACUUGGCUUAAGAAAGAAGGCGCUUGCUGUCCAGUUGACAGUCAACCUUUGAAGUCUGAAAAUCUUUUCCCAGACCUUUAUACCACUAGAGAGAUAUCUCAAAAACGUACAUGUUGUAUUUAUCAGCAAUUUGGUUGUCAAGUAAAAUUGUCUCCUGUGGAUAUGGAAACGCAUAUCGCUCAAUGCACCUACAAACAAGAUCUUUCGGAGCCUCGAGUACAAAAUAGCACUAAUGCACUGUCUGUGGAGUCAAAAUUAUGGGAUCCACCUUUAAAGAAUGGGAUACAGGUUGCAGACAAGGAAGAGCCUUCUCCCGAUUGGCAACAGUUGCUCAAAAAUUUAUAUGAAAGGAUAGUAGUUUUGGAACAGGAAAAUCGGGAGCUCUCUAUAACAGUGUCAAAUCAGAAAAAUCAGCUCGCGGCUAUGUGUCUACGAAAUUGUAAUGGAGUUUACAUAUGGAGACUGAAAUCCUUUCAAGAGAAACUCGACGCUAUGACCAACGACCCUCUAAAAAUGUUUUAUAGCCCAGGUUUUUACACAAGUCCAAACGGUUAUAAGAUCUGCGCGAGAAUUAAUAUAUCGUCCAAGGACCCCGAUUGUCUAUCUUUUCUUUUGCAUAUUAUGAAAUCAGAGAAUGACGAUGCCUUGGAUUGGCCGUUCAAUGGCACAAUGUUUUUUGCGUUAAUACAUCCGCAAGAUUCAAAAAAGAAUAUAUGCGAAACGACAUCGUCGAAUCCAGAUCUUGAAGCAUUCCGAAAACCCACGUGCGAAUUGAAUAAACGUAGCUUCGGUUACACGGAAUUUAUACCUAUACGCGAUGUAAUCGAUUUUUUGCAGCACGAUACUUUAAUUUUUAGAAUAGAAGUUCACCCAAUAUCUAAGUCACAGACAGUGUGAAUAAUCUCUUUUAUUUAAUUGUAUUUCUAAUAUUUAAUGUUUUAUUUAUUAACAUUUAAUAUUUUUAUAGCAGUUGUAUAUAGAUAUUUAAGACCUCCAUAAACGUAAAUUUGGAUGAUUAUAAAAACGGGUCUUUAUUUUAAAAUUUCUUAUCUCUUAUUACAGAUAUGUGAAGUAGAACUUUACAAAUUAGAAAUAUAUUCUCGCACAUUAACUGUUAAAAUAAAUUAUGAUUUUCUUAUUUCUUUAAAUAAAAUGUACAAAAGAAACUUUUUCUCUUGAAUUGUGACUUAAUUAAUUAUAAAUUUGAUGAAAAGGAACAUAAUCAUAAAACACUUUCUUAUAUACCUAUUUAUACCUAAAAUUGUUAUUUGUGGAAGUAAUUUGUGCAAUAAAUAAACUCAUUUUCUGUCA
Messenger RNA from Wasmannia auropunctata (little fire ant), 1999 nucleotides. RefSeq names its product TNF receptor-associated factor 6 (gene Traf6). The coding region runs from base 512 to 1585 and encodes 357 amino acids. The transcript has 6 exons. Lineage: Eukaryota; Metazoa; Arthropoda; Insecta; Hymenoptera; Formicidae. Gene Ontology annotation, cellular component: plasma membrane signaling receptor complex. Gene Ontology annotation, biological process: protein K63-linked ubiquitination; regulation of canonical NF-kappaB signal transduction; positive regulation of JNK cascade. Gene Ontology annotation, molecular function: protein binding; metal ion binding. The record is from RefSeq and is a predicted model, not a curated record.